AUGUCAGAUCACGAUCAAAGACACAGCAAUCUGUUUGGAGAAUAUGAGAAUGCAGAUGGAAGCCCCGAGAUACUUGAGAAGAAUGAUGAACCUAAUAUCAAGGCAAAUAUCCACAGCGUGAUUGAGAACUACUCCAAACAGCUCAAUGAAGUACUGGCUGAGAAGUCAGUCCUUACUGAGAAUCAUGAGAUGCUCUGAGGAGCAAUAAAUAUGCUUGAGAGUAAAGUCCUAUCAUUGCAGAAGAAUCUUAAAGAAAGUCAAGAAAACUCUUAUAGGAACAAUGAUACCUUGGAUAAAUUGGAGGUUGAGCUGGACAAUAAGGAUUCAAUGAUUGAAAUUUGAGAAACUUGGAAGAAAAGGUUCCUACAUGAUUCAAACCAGUACGCCCAUAAAAUUAUUCUUGUUCUCCAAGAAAAACAGAAGAGGGAUUCAAGAAAGAUCCAAGCUUUAAAAGAGAUGUUCGAGACACAUUGUGAGAGUUCCACCAUCAAGAUCAAGCAAAUGAGAGAAGAAAAGAUUCGCCAAAAGAAAAUAGAGGAUGAUCGCAAGCUCUGCAAGCUUAAUAAUGAAAUUCAUGACGUUGAAGCCAAGGUGUCACGUAAGAGCGAAGAAAAUGCUAUCCUUCAGAAGGAAUUUAGAAAAGUUGAAACACAGAUCCAGAAGUUAGUGAGAGAGCAUGAGAUAUAUAUUGAAAGUAUCAUUUUCAGAACUACACCUGACCUUUAUGGUACUAGAGAGAGUAGUGACCUGGAUUCCAUCUCUACUGAGGACCUCUCCAAGGAUUGAAUCAUAUGUAAUUCUAAAGGAAAAGGAGAUUAUUUGAAAACCAAAAUUGAGGGUGUGAAAUCAGACAUCAAACAAUUAGAAGCCACAAGAAUCAACCUGAAACAAGAGCUUGCAGAGGAAUGUAUCAAACCCACCUCAAAGAACUGGGAGGCAUCAACUUUCACUGCUUUCUUUGACAACAAGAGGAUUAUGUUUAUAUUGAUCCUCCUCUCAAUUGGUUUGAACUUCACAAUGAUAUUCGCAAUGUAGAUUUCCACAACUUAUAUCCUAAAACAGCUUCAGUCUAA
Molecule: messenger RNA, 1073 nt
Organism: Moneuplotes crassus
Lineage: Eukaryota; Ciliophora; Spirotrichea; Euplotida; Euplotidae
Source: the annotation of a GenBank genome assembly